AUGUUUACUGUGAACAGUGUCGAUAUUUGGGCUGGAGAUAUCCUUUACUUAAAGGCUAACAAUCCUAUGCUAUGCUUUUUGGUUGAGUCAUUUCAUACAGCAAACAGCCAUAUUUAUGCAAGAGGUUAUAUGAUUAGAAUUAUUUCAGACAAAUGUCACGGUGUAGAAAUCGCUGCUACUGAUAUUAAUAUAGAGCUUAUUGACCAUGUUGACAACCAUCGCCUUGAAGAAGCAUGCUAUUUGAGCAUAUCACCGCAGUAUACCGCAAUAUUAUGCCCUGUUUAUUACACUCUUCUUUUUACCCAACAUCCUAUGAAACAAAAAAUUUCUAAUGCACCGGCCAAUACAUUUUACAAAGUUAUCAUAGUACCAUUAAUAUUUUUUACUGAUGAUACCUCUGGAAACUUGUCAAAGCAAUACAAUCCUUAUGAAAGUUGGUUAAUGAAAUGUGCUGGGUUGUCAUUUAGAGAUAGGUUCUCCAUAGAAAACAUUCGAUUUAUUGCUAUAGUUCCCAAGAAAAACAGUGCAAAAGAUGUGUCUAUCUUACCUGUAAUGGUCUGUAAUAUCAAGGCCCUUGAAAAGAGUGUAGUUAUGUUCUGUGAAAAAGAAAACCAGUAUGUCCUUAUUGUUGCCACUGUUCUCUGGAUUGAAGUCAAUACAUUUUGCCAUUAUGAACUUUGUGGAUUAUCUGGCCCAAUGUCUUUGUAUUAUGCAGAAAAUGUUAUAACAACCAUCAUACCUGAUGCCCCAACAGACAGAUGUAACUUGCCUGCCAAAGACUUAAGAUUCCAAGAUCGCUUGACUGGAUCUCUUUUGGAACUAGAUGCUUUUGACUCAUCAAGCAAUACACCUGUAAAGAUUCCUCAUACUAUUCUUCUUGGAAUUGAAAAGUAUAUGGUCAUCCAUCUUAUAAACAGUAUUCUUAAAAGCAAAAAAGAUAUAAUUCAAAGAAUCAAGACAUGUUUGAAUGAUUACAAAUGCUUAACUGGAUUAUCGUGCAAAUUCACAAGAAAUAUCAAUCACUCAGAAUCCUAUGUUGAUAGAGAUUUUAAGGUGCUCUUGCAAAUUCUCUCUGUCAUUCUCAUCACCGAUUUUUUGAAUGAGCCUAUACUAGACAAUAUUGAAUCUUGCUUUAUUGAACUUGGCCGCCUAUGUUCCUUACAUGUUAUAAAUUGUGGCUCUUGGCUUAACGAAAAUGGACAAUGUGAAAAACCAGGAAGUGAAAUCGCAACCUUCCUUCAAGGAAACAAUGAAAAAAAGUUCUGUUUUUCAUUCUUUGGUGGUUCAAGAGACUUUACUGACAACAAUAAUACUGGUGAUAUAGAUGAAGAACGUAUCAAGAACAAUUCUUUUGGUGUCUUUAUUUUUAACAAUGACUCUUCCUCCCGACCCCAUAUUGGAUAUGUUUGUGGAUCAGUUGUUACUUUUCUUGAACUUGUUGCUUGCACUGAAGAUGACAAGAAAAAUAACUAUGCAAAAGCUAUCUUGAUAAACCACCAUACUGACCUUUCCCACUUGAAACUUGUUUGCAAACUUGAUAUGCACCUUUAUUGUGAUUCUUUUUAUAUUGUAAACUUGAUUGUUGUCCACGAAUUCCUGGUAUUUGCCAAAGUAGUUGUCAGAAAAUUUAAUUCCUUGAUCUUGAAGAAAGACAGAAAUACCAGAUCCACUCUUUACUCGAGUACCUGUAGUUCUAUCAAUCCAUGA
Phycomyces blakesleeanus NRRL 1555(-) is the source of this 1707-nucleotide messenger RNA. RefSeq lists its product as hypothetical. NCBI's taxonomy places the organism in Eukaryota, Fungi, Mucoromycota, Mucoromycetes, Mucorales, Phycomycetaceae. The transcript has 4 exons. The record is from RefSeq and is a predicted model, not a curated record. Bases 1 to 1707 code for a protein of 568 amino acids.